Molecule: messenger RNA, 1506 nt
Organism: Aricia agestis (brown argus)
Lineage: Eukaryota; Metazoa; Arthropoda; Insecta; Lepidoptera; Lycaenidae
Exons: 2
Coding region: 124-1335 (403 amino acids)
Source: RefSeq, a predicted model, not a curated record
UUGGUUGGUAUGAUUUUUCUGAAAGUAUUUUGCAAAUGCUAAACAGACCGUUUUGUUUUCUUACUGUGUUAUAUCUAACAUAAAAACAUAAAUAAGUAGUGCAGAGUAAUAUAAGUUACUGUAAUGGCCAAAGUAGACCAACCACUAUUCAUCCUACCAAAGAAAAGAAAUGGAAAAAAGGCGAACCCUGUAGCUGGUCAUGUUGAUCAUAUUAUAACUGUUCAGGGCGCUGCAGAUGGAGAGUUGCCUGCUAAAUCUAAAAAUGGGCUCUCACCAGUCUCUGAACACGCCAAUGGAACAAUUCAUUCCACCAUGGAAGGACUAAAAUCAAAUAUGAAAAUAAAUUUGCCUAUCAUUAAUGACGUCAAUGAUGAAGACAUUCCAGAUGAGAAAGAGAAGUCCAGCACACAAAAAAAUGGCUACCAGCCUCUAAUGAAUAUCCACGGUAGUCGGGAGAUCAUCGAUUUGUCUCCGAUUUAUGAAAAUUCAUCUGAUGCCUGUUCCAGUAUUGGUGACUUAAAAGAAGUCCAAGACAUGGAAAUACAAAAGAGUGGACGCCUGCUCAAUUCAGACAAUAAUGAAAGUUCAUGUGCUACACCUAAUAGCCUAUCUCAGACUCAAUCAGAGAACAGCUUCGAAAUGGGUACGCUCACAGACAGCCUCAAAAACAGCGCAAAAAGGAAGAAGCGUGUAAACAUUGUGUCCGGUAUUACAGAAAGUGAAGCAACAGAUAAUGAAAUAAGUGCUUUACGUAUAGAAUCUGAGGAGUCUCUGUCUACUGCAUGUUCAUUCUCAGAAAGCAAUGGCUACUUGACCAUGACAGGCACAAUAAAGAGGGGCAAAAAGAAAGGGCAAAAUGUGGAUGUGAAACUUAACAUAUCAAGAGAAGAGCUGGAAAUUAUUGAAGCUGCAAUAGUAGCGGAUGAGUAUAACAAAAUGGAUGUGUCUAAAUGCUCAUUGUACAACGGGCCACAUGUAUUCCUUUUUACUUUACUAUGUAUCCCGUUUGUUGCCACUUUAUCUGCAUUUUACUCUUUCUACAUGGGCACCAUGGCCUGGUACAACAUUUUUACGCACGUCACAGAAGAUCUCAACUGCAUCAAAAAAACUCUUUUGGCACCGAUUGUGAUACUAUCAUAUCCAUUUUUGAUUGUCAUUUUCACAUUAGGACUAGGGCUGUAUUCAGGAAUAGUCCAGCUCACGUUCAGCGGAACCAACUGGUGGAAGGAUGUUUGUGAUUUUGAAAAAGGCUUUUACGGUUGGCUCUGCAACUCAUUAGGAAUGUCCGAGUGCAGUCCAUACGAAGUUGUAGUUCUAAUGGAUGUGAAACCUUAAUUUUUAUGACUUUUUUGAUGCCACUUUUAGAAAUUUACUGCAAAAAGUUUAGAGUUGAAAUAUACAGAUCAACUAAAAUAGGUAAACUAUUAGGAUUAAGAAUACAAUUUGUACCCAGCAAUGUGUGUUUUAAGGGUUUUUAUCUAGUCAGAUAAUAUUUUACUUUUGUGU